This is a messenger RNA of Ruditapes philippinarum (Manila clam), 2517 nucleotides long. RefSeq lists its product as uncharacterized. Lineage: Eukaryota; Metazoa; Mollusca; Bivalvia; Venerida; Veneridae. Gene Ontology annotation, molecular function: proton channel activity. The record is from RefSeq and is a predicted model, not a curated record. Gene Ontology annotation, cellular component: membrane. The coding region runs from base 107 to 1750 and encodes 547 amino acids. Gene Ontology annotation, biological process: proton transmembrane transport. The transcript is spliced from 2 exons.
UACGUACUUUACAGGGAUCGAGUAGUGUGUUCUUGUCAUUUUAUGUAAUACAUGUAGAAACAUAUAAUAUUUGUAAAGGAUUUAUUAGAUUUUAAUUCAAAGGAAAAUGGCAGUCUCCGGUCGAGCAACAUCCGUGUAUAUCUUUGCCAUCACAUCUAUGGCUACUGUAGUUAUAAUUCUGGUUCAUUUAUUCUUAUCCGUGCACAAGGUCUCUUUUGAUCUCUUGUACAUUUGGGAAGCAGUGAUUUUAUUCUCAGCAAUUCUAGGACUUGUAUAUCUUACAUGCACAAGAGGAAGGCUGUUUCAUCUUGAUGCUGUACAGCAGAAUGAACGUACGGUAUGCGACAAGGUAGAAAUAUCCCGCUGUAUAAUUAUUAUCGUGUGCGCAGCCGGAAGUGGAAUUUUGCCGUUUUAUCAGGUAUAUCGUGAUGUUCAGUGCAUGGUGUCUACUCCGACAACGCUUUAUGUAUCAAAAUUCUUUUCAUUGGUGUUGUUAGGUGUCUUCUUUUUUCUUGAAUUCAUCUUUCUUAUACCGUUAAAGAACUACAGAUCCAAAAGUUGUUUUGCCCGAAUUCUUGUAUCAAUUGUUAUGUCAGCUAAUGCAUGUAUGCUGGUAAAUUUCAUACUAAAUAUAAUACGGACUUCAAAUACGUAUGUCGAACCAGAGGACGAUACAAACAUGGACCUGAUUAGGAACUGGGUAUUUUCACGCUGCGAAAACAAAACGGAGUUGCUUGACAACGUCACUUCCGUUGCUGAGCAUAUGUUCAAAUACACAAAUCCGUUCUUACUAGAGCUUAGUUUUCUGGCGUUCGGUAUUCUUGUUCCUCUGUGGAAUAUUCCAGACCAGGUUAAUGUCGACAGAAUUAUUAACCGAACUGAGAGCAAUGAUUUUGCACCAGAGGGAGAAAAUACAGAUGAUAACGAUGCCGACGUCACCGAAGAAGACGUAAACUUAAUCGGACAAAAUGAACAAUGUAGGUUGAAAAUUGUAAGAACACUGAAAAAGAUCUUAAUGUUUGUAUCUCGCUAUGCGUUGGUAUUCAGUUUAAUUAUUGUUCUAACAGUGUUUGGAUUUCAUAUCAAUUCUGAAGUUGCCAAAAUGAAAAGUGAACAUUCUGAUGUUGUUAUUGAAAGUCAUGGAUCAAAUCAAACCUUAACUUCUUUGGAGAAGGUCAACUAUUAUCUUCAGACUUUUUAUAACUACAUUGUGAGUAUUGUACCUUUUAUAGGUUAUUUUACUGCAAGAGACAUACACAUUCCUCGAGUGAAGCAAAGUCCAGAUACAAUUCUUCUAAUUGUUAGCGGUGGUGGACAUUUGCUUUUGGUACUGUUAGAGACGGCAGAUAGCAUUGCAGGGUUUGUAUCGCAAACUGACCAGAGCCAUCUUACUGAAGAAAUUUUCUUCUUUGUGAAAAUUUUAUUCCAUUACGUGGGUAUUUAUUAUCAAAUAACUUUAAUAAUUAAAGCUCGUUAUCUGCAUACUGCACGUGCAAGCCCUCGUUUACAAGUGAUCAAAGGAAUGAUGAUUUUCCUAUGUUUGUGUAAUACAGAACGCUGGCUAGUGGACAGUUUUUUGCCUCCAACGAAUUUAAGAUUUAUAAACGACAUACAAAAGGAAGACACAUUUGGUGUAAAAAACUGGUGGUUUAUAACGGAAAUUUUGUUCCCGAUCGUGACCUUCAACAGACUUAUUUCCGCUUUGUUAUGUUUUGAAGUGGUAGAAAAUAUGAGAAGAAAUGGCAUCUAAGAUCUGUAAUCGUCGUAAACGUAUUCAUAUAAGAUUUGGAGAUAAUUGUAUUUUUGAAAUUAAUUCCUGAAUUUAGGAAAAAUGGUAUCAGUUUAAUUUCUAAGAACGCCAGUGACCUAAAAUAACUACCAUAAGGCACAUCAAGCCCCCAACAAUCUUGUUUUUAUAAAAGCUUAUUUUAAAACUAAUUUUCUCGAAGGAAAAAUUGGGUUAUUACAUUGGGGGUAUGACGGCGAACGAGCAGGCAAUUUCUUCUGUGCACAAUUUCUACAUUUGUCAGGGGUUUUGACCAAGGUUUUUUUUACAGAAGCUUUUCAUCAAGUGCCCUGGCGCAUAUUGUAGGCGUUUUGCGGUUCAGACAUUAUUGGCUAAAUUACGACCCUUUCUUAAAAGAAAAAAAUCCAUCAGAGAACUUCACUUCUAUGCGCAACUUCUCCGUUAUUUUUCAAGAGAUUUUCACUAAACUUUUACAGAAGCAUCAUCGUCAAGAGCCUUCGCGUAUAUUGUUGUUGUUUUUGGCAGAAUUAUGACAUUUGUUGUUUUACAUAUUAUAUAAUAUAUAGAGAAUUACACUUCUGUGUACACCUUUUUCUUGAUUUAAGAACUACUAGCUAGAAAUGUUAUUCAUAUCUUUUUUAAAUAUCAUAUAAUAUUUCAUAUAAUAUCACUGUAAAUUGCACUGAAAUUCCAAAGAAAACUGACCAAUAUUUUGACAGAAUAUUUUGCUUUUGUCAGCAUAGAAUUUGGAGUUACGGUCAAAGAUGUGU